Dendrobium catenatum is the source of this 3395-nucleotide messenger RNA. RefSeq lists its product as uncharacterized. Gene Ontology annotation, cellular component: CCR4-NOT complex. The coding region runs from base 129 to 3347 and encodes 1072 amino acids. The record is from RefSeq and is a predicted model, not a curated record. Gene Ontology annotation, molecular function: RNA binding; ubiquitin-protein transferase activity. Gene Ontology annotation, biological process: protein ubiquitination. The transcript is spliced from 14 exons. NCBI's taxonomy places the organism in Eukaryota, Viridiplantae, Streptophyta, Magnoliopsida, Asparagales, Orchidaceae.
AAAAAAAAAAAUCCACAAGAGAAACGAAGGUUUUAAUCUGUUAGCUUCUAUCUGGUUUUCCCGAUUCUUGCUCGGCGCACACUCUUUCAAAUUCUCAAUCUCUCUUCGGCAUCGAUUCGAGCUCAGCCAUGGCACCGAUUCCCUCUCGAAUGACAAGUACGAGCGACGAUGGAGAGAGAGUUUGCCCCCUCUGUGCGGAGGAGAUGGACCUCACGGACCAGCAAUUAAAACCAUGCAAAUGUGGAUACGAGAUUUGUGUUUGGUGCUGGCAUCAUAUUAUGGAAAUGGCUGAGAAAGAGAAGACAGAGGGCCGGUGUCCUGCAUGCCGCACUCCAUAUGAUAAGGAGAGAAUUGUAGGAAUGGCUGUUAACUGUGAAAGGUUGGUGGCAGAAGCGAAUGGUGGGAAAAGACAAAGAUCCCAAAAGGGGAAAACCAAAGUAUCAGCUGAAGCCAGGAAGCAUCUUAGCACAGUUCGGGUGGUACAAAGGAAUCUUGUAUACAUAAUUGGAUUACCUGCUGACUUAUGUGAUGAAAGCCUGCUUGAGCGCAAGGAAUAUUUCGGUCAGUAUGGAGAAAUUUUGAAGGUGUCAAUUUCCCGUCCAGCUAGUACAACAAACCAACAGGCAUCUAAUAACAAUGUAUAUAUUACUUAUGCCAGAGAAGAAGAUGCCGUUAGAUGUAUUCAAGCUGUACACAACUAUUUAUUAGAUGGUAAACGUUUAAGAGCUUGCUUUGGCACUACUAAGUAUUGUCAUGCCUGGUUGAGAAACAUGAUUUGCAGCAAUCCAGAUUGUUUAUAUUUGCAUGACAUAGGCAACCAAGAGGAUAGCUUCACCAAGGAUGAAGUUGUUUCAGCAUAUACGAGGAGUGUUGUCUUGCAGGUUCCUUCCUCUAAUUUGCAAAGACGUGCAGGUAGUUUAUUGCCUCCUGCAGAAGAUUGGUGCAACUUGCAAACAGUCUCAGACAAACACUCAGUUAAUAAUGCCUCAAAAACUACUGAAGCUCAGGCCACAGUUUCAAAUGUUAGUGCUGGAUGGCUUGCUAUUCUGCCAGCAGCUUCCUCUUGGGGUUCACGUGCUUCAAAUGGCUUGACGCCAUCUACAAGCACAGUAUGCUCCCAAAGUUCAGAAAAACAAAAGGUUGAAACCAAAAGCCAUUCUUCUACCCAUUCUUCAAUUAGCAUAGGCGCAGAGGAUGUGUCUCCUUCAUGGCAUGACAAUGAAGUUACAGUGUCAAUAGCUGAGGAAGGGCAUAGCAAUCCUCUUCCAUCAGAACCUUCUAAAUUUCAACCUGGAAAGGUCUCCCCCACAACUGCAUCAGAUCUGACAUUCGUUUCUCUUCAUUCUGAUGCUAACGGUUUUGGAGAUUCAGCAUGGGAUGAUGAUCCUGUUAUAGCAUCUAAACUUGUCGAGGAAACCCCGAGCAGUUCUAGUGCAAUUAUACUGGAAAAAUGGUCAACUGUAGAUAGUGAAUGUCAAAUAUCAGGAGUGGGCCUGCAAACAACCUCUGCUUCAGGUAAAACAAGUUGUAGUUCAUCACAAGUAUGUCUAGCGGGCCCUACUUCCCCAGUUUCUCAAGACAAGGAUGGCAUCUUCUCUGCAUCCAGGAAGAAAAUAGAUGCUGUGAAUUUGAUGGGAGAGGAAAGUUUGAACAAACAAUCUUGUAGUAGUUCUGCUAGGCCAACAGAUGUUAAUCAACAUGCACAUACUUCUUGCCUGGGUUCCUCAGCUCCAUAUAUGGAUAAAAAAAGUAAACCCAACCCAGUUCACAAUCAUGAAAAUAAUGCUUUUGUGGGUUCUACUAUGCUGAGAAGCCAACUUUCUACAAAAGGGAAAAAUGGUUCUGAAGAUCUUGGAAAUUUAAUUUCAGUUCCAUCCUUUGAAGUAACUGUCUCCUCAAAUGCAGUUUCCACAUCCAGUUCAAAUUUAGAGUUACCAAUGAUGGGUUUUGAAUCUACUGGAGAUGGGGAUAAAGAUAUUUCUCCAGCUAUAAUUGGUAUUAAACAAUUAGGCUCUGCUGACACCAUUCAAAUAUCACGCUCACCUCAUUUUACUCACUCUCUUAGUAAUUGCAAACAUCAGCCAUGCAGUAGUUUAAAUGACCUUGAUGCAAAUACCAACUCUUCAUCUGGAGAGUCUAUCAUGCCGAUAAAUGCAGUUUUUAAUCAGACCUCUUCAAAUGAGGGCAAUAAAGUAGACCUUAGCAAUAUGUACAAACCUGAAAUCUCUUUAGACAGUGUUGUGGUUAGCUCCAACAGAGGUUUCAGAUUUUUGGAUAGUUUUAAUGACUCAAGUAGAAGUGAGAAAGAUACAACUGUAAAUACUAAAGAGAGCAACAUCAUUACAGAUAUAUUAUCAUUAGACUUUGACCAAUGGAAUGAGUCAAUGUCACCAGCUGAUGAUUUGUCUAGGAUGCUCAGUGACAAUGGGGGCCAAAAUUCUUCUGUUGCGCUUUCAAGAUCAUGGAUUUCACAAAAUAUCAAUCAAUCUAGGUUUUCCUUUGCUAGACAAGAGGAUCCAGUCAAAUCAGUUGAACCUUCUAUCAGCGAUACUGAACAUAUGAAGAGAGGUAUUAUGUUAAAAGGUUCACGUGCCAAUGGUUUUCAAAAUGGUUCCACAGGCGACGAUUCUUAUGGCUAUUGUGCAACGCAAUCUUUGGAUAGGCCUGCAGGUGUUUCAAGGAUCAAAAUGUUGGCUCCACCUGGAUUCUCAGUGCCAAGCGGAGCACCUCCCCCUGGGUUUUCUGAUCAAGAUCGUUACGAACACAAUUUAAUGGCAACAGUUCCAGAGAAUCAUCUACAUGGUAAUUCUCUAUUUAGGAAUCAGUAUGAAGUUCAUCCAACUGAAAAUUCUGUUGAUUUGGAAUUUAUUGACCCAGCAAUAAUGGCUGUUGGUAAAGGCCAUAUGCCACUUGGAACCAGUAUUAACAAUGGUUUGGGUUCUGCUUUUCCUGAACGGUUCAGAUCUGAGGGUGACCUGAUAGAUCAGCUACUUAUGAAGCGAUCUAUUUCUUAUCAAAAUAUGAGAAUUUCUGACCCUGUAAGGGAAAAUUUCUUGCCUCUUAAUGAUUCGUAUGCCAUGUCCUAUCACUUCCCACAAAACUAUAGCAGUUUAUCUCCUUUGGUACAGCUGUCACUGCAGCAGCCUAGAACCUCACCUAUCUCGAAUACCCACUGGGAUGGUUGGAGUAAUAAGCAAUCUGGGCUGAAUAUAGAUUUCACAUUCCAAGUUCAGGAAAUGUAUACAACAGAGCAUUUGGCAUGUAAUUGUUGUUUGAUGUCUUUCAUCAUUAUAUUUUUCAUAAGCAUUCCAACAAUGGACUUGACUACUAGAAGCUUGUUGAACUAAAGAAGUUUUGACUUUUGACGCAUGGGCAGUUGAUGUCCCGAUUGAUCU